Molecule: messenger RNA, 2068 nt
Organism: Fomitopsis serialis
Lineage: Eukaryota; Fungi; Basidiomycota; Agaricomycetes; Polyporales; Fomitopsidaceae
Exons: 7
Source: RefSeq, a predicted model, not a curated record
UCGACUUAGACGCGCUGACGAAGGCCCACGAUCUACCUACUUACCGAUUGUCGACUUCGCCCGAUUUCGCUUGUCUCAUUCCACUGCUUGCUUUCAGUUUGAAGUGUACCCUCUCUAAGAGCAAAGAUAGGACCAUCGACGGACAACUGUUGCGCUCUAUCUCAGACAACUUUGUGAAGAUCUGGCUGCUCUUCUAGGAGGCCAUUUCCUGCUUCACCGCAUCCAGUCCAAUUCGUCUCAACUGCUCUAAUUCACUCCGACAAUCGAUUCCCAACAAAUACCCUAGAACCAAAUCGAGUUUCGAUCCUGCUUGUAUGUCAGACGCUGGGCCAGGAUCAGAGACCGUGGAUCGUGCUUCGUCGCCAGAGUCUGAUUUGCCGGAAGUCUCCGAACUUCUCUCACAAGCAACACCACAAGAGCAACAGGCGCAGAACACAGGCGACAUGAACGCAUCCGAUGAUGGCGACUUGGAGGAGGAUGAUGUGCGAAGUGGGACGAACUCCGAGGAGGACGAAGAAGCACAGAGUCAAAUAAGCUCCCAAGAGAAGUCGACAUCGUCUUCGCGCUCGGGAAAAGACGCAUCCAAGAAUCGCGCUGCCACAGCUCAACCCGCCUCUUCAUCGCCGUCCAAGAAGAACACUACCACCCGAGUGAAAGCAGAGAUGCGGUCGCCUCCUCUCUCUGCUUCUCAACACACAGACUCUCGUGAGGUUGAGCCGAAGACGUCCUCUUCGUCCAAGAAGCGCGCGAAAACUGCCACAAAGAAGUCAAACGCCGACGUGGCCGGGAGUGCGGAGGCGCAAAGCAAGGCAAGCAAUGUAGUCGCACCUGCAGCAAAGAAGGGAUUCAAGAAACGAAAACGACCAAAUGAAGACGAAUUGCCAUCGACUGACACACAGCCCAAGUCACGGCGCCGAUCCGACGACAAGGCCCCUGCAACGCAGCUGAACGAUCACCUUCCACCUGAACCUUCGAGCCCCGAUAUCGUGGAGUUCAUACCUUCGACGCCAAGACCAAAACCAAAGACUAAGCACAGCCGAGCUCUCAGUAAGGCGACUCGAAGUCCGAACUUCUGGUAUCUGGAUGGUUCCGUCGUCGUCUUGGUCGAGAAGACGCUCUACAAACUGCACAGGCUCUUCGGCGAUGCACUUCAGACCCCAAGCAACAAGCGGAUCAGUGCGGAUGUCGAUGGCGACACCAGCGAGUUCGAAGAACCUGACAUCGUCGAGCUUGCAGGCCGGUGUUCGGGCGGAUUGAUGGAAGGUGAGAUCGUGGAUAGCUGCCCUGUGUAUCGGAUCGCCGGCGUAUCCGCGGAGGACUUCGAAUGUCUGUUGACCGCCUGGGAAAUGGGCAUUAAGUUCGCUCGCACAAAACCCCCUUUCCUCACCAUCGCUGCUCUGAUGAGGGCGGCACACGCUCUUGAAUCGCCGAAUUACCUUGACUUUGCGACUGACGAACUCAUGGAGAUAUGGCCAUCAGAGCUGGGCGAGCUGGAUGUCUCGCCAACGGAGGAGCAACAGAACUUCGCCAAGGAGACACUUUUGCUCUCCCGGCAAUGUGACGUCCCUGCAGUCCGGAAGCGCGCCUACUACGAGCUGCUACGCACACCUGGCUUCGGGCAGAUAUUCUUCGCCGAGGAGGACGACUUCGUUGGCGACGACGACCUCACUUCGGACACACCAAGCACUCUGCGGUAUGCCGACCUUCUCCGUUUGAUCGGCGCGCGCGAACGUUUAGAGAGCGCGUGGUUGAAGCUCGCGUGCGGGCCACCUACUCCGUCUUCCAUCCCCUGUGAGCUCGCGAAGAUACCUGCAGACAAUUUGAACGCAGAGCAGAAGCCCGCGCUCGAGAGUUGUCUCGCAGCGCGUGGCAAGAGCGUUGAGUGGUGGGCACAGCAUGUGGUGCAAGCCUCGCUCUUUGAAGAUGGUCUGCUGGAUCCGUUGACGGGUCUUCAGGAUCUGAUCGAUGUCGACUGGGCAGACGUCGGAUUCUGUGGUUCGUGUGUAGGAGCGAGGAGAGAUAUGUGGGCGGAGGAGAGGGAGAAGCUAUGGAACAAGCUCGAUCAGUG